UUUUGUAACCGAUUACCUACUGCCAGUCUCGAUUUCAGACUCGACUGAGUCGCCGCUUGCAGUGCACUUCUUUUAAUUUUUAAAGCUUUACGAUUUUAGUAAUUAGAUUAAUUGUAGUUCAAACUAAAAGUGACACAUAUAAACUAAAGAUUAAUUGCAUAAUGGCGCCUUCCACAACAUGGCGGGCCAUUAAAAUUUUCACGCUUCUUGCUGGUUUUCUUUACAUUAGUCAAGUCAACUGUCAAGCUGAUAAGAGAGUUUCUGUUCAGCAAUAUUACGAGUCAUCGGAUUCAGAUGAUGUGAUAAAAAACAAAAUCCGCCCGGAUACCUAUGCCCAACAUCCUUCUGAGGGUCCUCAAUACAUCGACAAACAGAAAUCAAUUAAUGAAGAUAAUGUUUCAGCUGUAUACAGUGAACAAUAUGUACCACAUAGCCAACCAAUUGACGAGGAAGCCCAAGAAUCUAUCAGUUCUGGUUCUAUAAACAAUCAUAGAAUACCCCAGUUCACACGCAAUAGUGGUGCACCAGUAGUUACCGACGGAUCCGAGGCUAAGAAUGUGGGAAACAGAGUAGUUUCUGCGAAUUACCACGGCCCUACAGGCUCUGGAUACUCCGUCGACAACUCGUACAACCAACAGUUUAGUUCCCAGGAUCUAAUUCAAGACCAAAACUACCAACUAGAAUUCAAAUACCACGAUUACGACAAAAUGACUAAAUUCUUGAGAACUACGUCAUCUAGAUAUCCUAAUCUUACUGCUUUAUACUCUAUUGGAAAAUCUGUCCAAGGCCGUGAUUUAUGGGUUAUGGUUGUAUCCUCUAGUCCAUACGAACAUAUGAUAGGAAAACCUGAUGUCAAAUACGUAGCUAAUAUGCAUGGGAAUGAGGCUGUUGGAAGAGAACUUAUGUUACAUCUCAUCCAAUAUUUGGUGAACAGUUAUUCAGUUGAUCCGUAUAUCAGGUGGCUUUUGGACAAUACCCGUAUCCAUAUCUUGCCGUCAAUGAACCCUGAUGGUUUUGAAGUAGCACGUGAAGGGCAAUGCGAUGGCGGUCAGGGCCGUUACAAUGCUCGUGGUUAUGAUCUAAACAGAAACUUCCCUGAUUAUUUCAAACAAAAUAAUAGAAAAGGGCAACCUGAAACUGACGCUGUUAAAGAUUGGACGUCUAAAAUACAAUUUGUGUUAUCCGGAGGAAUUCAUGGCGGUGCUUUGGUUGCUAGCUAUCCAUUCGACAAUACGCCUAACUCUAGGCUUUGCGUAAUAUCUACACUUUGUUCUAUGUUCCAAAGUUAUACUUCAACACCUUCAUUGACUCCCGAUGAUGACGUGUUUAAACAUCUUGCAUUGACGUAUUCAAGAAACCACCCCACUAUGAAUCAAGCCGUCGCGUGUAAACAAAAUACUCCAUCGUUCAACAGUGGCAUCACCAAUGGAGCUGCUUGGUAUCCACUAACAGGGGGUAUGCAAGAUUUUAACUAUGUGUGGUAUGGUUGUAUGGAAGUGACAUUGGAAUUGUCUUGUUGUAAAUACCCACCUGCAGCCGAGUUACCUAAAUUUUGGGAAGAAAACCGAAUGUCGCUAGUUAAAUUUUUGGCAGAAGCUCAUCGAGGAGUUCAUGGUUUUGUAAUGGAUGAACAUGGUAAUCCAAUUGAAAAAGCAUCACUUAAGAUUAAGGGACGUGACGUAGGAUUUCAAACUACAAAAUACGGAGAAUUCUGGAGGAUAUUACUACCUGGUGUUUACAAAUUAGAAAUUUAUGGUGAUGGCUACAUUCCAAAAGAAAUGGACUUCAUGGUAGUUGAACAACACCCAACACUUUUAAAUGUUACAUUACAUAGUUCAAAGAGACAGGAUAAUUCACAUUUUAACAGACCUCCAGUUCCUCAUUUUUACCACCACCAUCAUCCACAAGGUAUAGCAUUGGCACCUAAGCCAGCAAUUCAAGAUUCUGGUAUGUUUUCUAGUAUUACAUCUGGUUUUAACAACUUAGUAAGCAAUAUUUUUGGAUAAAAUUUAAUUCAAAUUAACUAAUUUUCACAAGUAUAAAUAAAUUAAAUACAAAACAGCCAAUAUCUGAUCUCCAUGCUGGAAAAGAUAUAGAUCUAUGAAAAUUAAAAAAAAUCUACUUAAUUUAAGCAAUACAUAACAACAUCAUAGUAUACACUUCACUACUAGCACCUACUUAAAAAUUUAUUUAUUUAUAUUAUUUAAUAUAACUAAAUUUAAAUAAUAUUACACAUUGAUUUGUUAUAUUUAAUUAUUUUUGUAAGAGCAUUUUUAUUAUAAAAUUGUGUACAUAUAUUUAAGUGAAUAAAAAAUAUUUUGUAAUA
Molecule: messenger RNA, 2326 nt
Organism: Daktulosphaira vitifoliae (grape phylloxera)
Lineage: Eukaryota; Metazoa; Arthropoda; Insecta; Hemiptera; Phylloxeridae
Product: carboxypeptidase M-like
Exons: 10
Coding region: 162-2006 (614 amino acids)
Biological process (GO): proteolysis
Cellular component (GO): cell surface
Molecular function (GO): zinc ion binding; metallocarboxypeptidase activity
Source: RefSeq, a predicted model, not a curated record